CACUAUAAAAACCCCCCCAGAGGCCUUCCAUUCCUUCACAUCCAUUGCAGAAGGGUGUUUCCCAGUCUUCUGUAGCUUUGAGGCAUCAUGAUUCCAGUCAUUGAUUUCUCGAAGGUGGAUGGCGAGGAGAGGGCUGAAACCCUGGCCCAGAUUGCUAAUGGAUGUGAAGAGUGGGGCUUCUUUCAGCUGGCGAACCAUGGCAUUCCAGUGGAGCUUCUUGAACGUGUGAAGAAGGUCUGUUCUGCGUGCUACAAGUUGCGACAGGAGAGCUUCAAGGAAUCAAACCCCGUGCAGUUGCUGAACAAGUUGGUCGAGGAAGAAAGUGAGGGAAGGAAUGUGGAGCGGCUGAACGACGUCGAUUGGGAGGAUGUGUUCGUCCUCCAAGAUGAUAAGCCCUGGCCAUCUAAUCCCCCUGAGUUCAAGGAGACGAUGAGGGAGUACAGGAAAGAGCUGAGGAAGUUAGCCGAGAGAGUAAUGGAAGCCAUGGACGAGAACCUGGGACUGGAGAGGGGCUACAUAAGCAGAGCAUUCUCCGCAAACGGCGAGCACGAGCCCUUCUUCGGGACCAAAGUGAGUCACUACCCUCCCUGCCCGCGGCUCGACCUCGUCGACGGCCUCCGCGCCCACACCGACGCCGGCGGAGUCAUCCUCCUCUUCCAGGACGACGAGGUCGGCGGCCUCCAGAUCCUGAAGGACGACAAGUGGGUCGACGUGCAGCCGGUGAAGCACUCCAUCGUGAUCAACACCGGGGAUCAGAUCGAGGUGCUCAGCAACGGGCGGUACAAGAGCGUGUGGCACCGCGUGCUCGUCUCCUCCCACGGCAACCGCCGCUCCAUCGCCUCCUUCUACAACCCUUCCCUCAAGGCCACCAUUGCUCCCGCCACCAAGCUUGUCGCAAGCCAGCCCCGGGAGGUUGGUGCUUCGUAUCCCGAGUUCGUGUUCGGGGACUACAUGGACGUGUAUAUGAAGCAGAAGUUCCUCCCCAAGGAGCCAAGGUUUCAGGCGGUGGCAGCAGCUCUGUGAAAAUGCAGGAAGGAGAUGAUACACUCCAGGGUAGUUUAAUGUGUGACCAUCUAAGUUUAUCAGUGUCGUAUAUUUAUAGGUCGGUAUCAGCGACAGAUGCUUGCUUGCUUGGACAUGUGCAGCACAUCUGUAUGAUACAAGUACUGCGUACUGAGUCUGUUGUCGAGUCUGUGUGCUUUGCUUCGUACAGUACCUGGAGCCUAUAUUCCAAGUUGUGUCAGGUAUUAUAAGCUC
Molecule: messenger RNA, 1257 nt
Organism: Musa acuminata subsp. malaccensis (wild Malaysian banana)
Lineage: Eukaryota; Viridiplantae; Streptophyta; Magnoliopsida; Zingiberales; Musaceae
Product: 1-aminocyclopropane-1-carboxylate oxidase
Source: RefSeq, a predicted model, not a curated record